AUGGACUGGACUUUACCUGAUCGACCUCGCAGGCUCGUGACCUACGGCAAGAACGCGCGGAGUCGAACGGCACGAUCGCAGGCUUCGCAAUUCUCGAAAGAACAAAACAGCAAUGACUUGACAGCGCGACGCUCCGGGAUCACCCCUCCACCCCGCAGUUUACGAGAGUCGGCAAUUGAAGACACUGCGCAUGCCAAAUCACCCAGCCAGGAUGGCCGAUCGAGCGUCAGGUCACCAAAACGACGCAAACUUACACCGGUAGACGAUGAUGAUGAUGAAGUCGAUCUAAUCGUGGUAAGCCCGCGACCGCAAACCCGGCGCGGCCCUGCCGCAAAACCCACAUAUACGCGCAAAGAUGUGCUACGUCGCUCUGUCUCAGAUCUACCGAAUAAUUCUCAUUUAGCAAGAAGCAUAGACUCUAGGCUCAGUAUAUCGCCAGAUCGUUCCUCCGACCGCCCUGUCACGUCGAGUGCCCGCUCUAUAACACGCACCCAAGCCGAUCUAGGGAUAACUCCAUUGCGGAGACGUCUGGUUGAUGCAUUAGGCUUUGAGAAUGUGCAGGAAGGCAGUUCAGGAGCGUCCGAUAGUGAACAUGAAUCAUCGCAACAACAAGGAAUCGAUAUCUUCAAAUCCAGAGAAACAACGCCCGUAGCUGGUGAUUUUCAAACCUCGUAUAACACUGAUAGUCAAACCUCCUCCAAGUGGAGCCAGAGGACUCAAGAAAUAAUUGAGGCAUCACCGCAGUCAGGCAGCCCAAGAGUUACCUACGCCCGCCAGCGAUCUUUUCUUCGCAACAUUGACAUCCAUGGCAAUUCUAGUGGGGAUCCUGCAGAAGACUUCUCGGCCAGUCUACUAUCAAUGCCAUUACACCCUGUCGCGAAAGAUGACACUGAGACCAGCCAAACCGAGAGUUCAGGAACAAUCAGCAGUAUCCACGAACUAAGAAGAGCAGGGGUGAAUGCUCGUUUUCAAGGGCUUGUCGACUCUAUCUUGGAAGACAUCGAGGAUCGCUCUUCAUCUUCUUCUGUCCGACGAAGCGGCUUGGUUCAGCUGUGUGAGAAAUUACUCGAUGAUAAGUUUGCGCCACGAUUUGUGGAAAUUGGAGGCUUCGAACGCUUAACGAAGUGCAUGUCGCCUCGAGCUGACUUAAUUUUGGCUUUGCUUUCUGUGUAUGCGUGUGCGCUGGUACUUCGGUUAAAUCACCUUCCCUCCACAGUCUGGACGAGUGCUUGGUCAAAACUUAUCAUAUUGGCACCUACUCUGCUACCGGUGGACGAUAGCGUCACCAAGCUUGUUUCACAGCGUCGUUAUUCCCUCUCCAGGGUGAAUCAGGCCUCUAUACGGGACAUUGCGUCUCAGUUUGUUCGAGUUUCAGGUUUGGAUGAACAGGAGUCCUCUAAGUUAUCGCCGUGCCACUUGUUGCUACGCUGCUUGUAUUUGACUGUCCGCAAAGUGCGGGAAAAAGAUAUCGCAGGGACGAUACCAGGGGAAGUUGUUUCUCAAUUGGUCGAGAUUCUGUUGGAGCUCACGCAAAAGGCAACUGAUCGUGACACUUCGGAAAACUUUGUUCUUAUCGAAAGCAUCAUCACUAUUUUGGAGAUAUAUACAACGACUUCGGAUAUCACAGGACAGGCACAGCAGGAUGUUUUGCUACCGCUUACCAAGUCAAGCCAUCUAUUAUCAUCCUUGAGCCGUAAAAGCGACCCUCAGGACAUUCAGCUUUUGACGCUACUUCUCAGACUCAUCUUGAAUAUUACCAAUGCUAGUUUCAGUCUUUGCGAGAAUUUUGCGACACCAGAGGUCAUACACGGGUUGACUGUCAUUGUUUUAUCGAACUACGACACGGCUUCGCGCGAUUUCGUCAUCGACGAGAAGAAGGACUCGCUUGAUAUUGUUAUUUUGGCACUGGGCGCCUUGAUCAACUUGACGGAAGUUAGCGAAGCUGCGAGACAGAAUAUCCUCAACCAGGAGGAAGAUUCUCAAUCGCUAUUCGAGCAACUUCUCUCGAUAUUCACCCGGGGUCUGGAUAGUGUGUCCGAGGCUGAUUCGGUGGUUCAAACACACUCGAAUGUUGCAUUCGGAUACCUUUCCAUACUCCUGUGCACCCUGUGUCUCGAACGAGAAGCAUAUGCCACUCUCAAGAGCGCCAUGAAGGGGACCGGGUUAGCGAGACUGUUGGCGACGGUCGAAGAGUUCCUGCACUACCAUCGCAAGGUUGACGAAGAGCUCCAGCAGUCGCAGUCGGUCAAGGAAUUCACCGUCCGUCUGCAGCGAAUUCUGAAUCAGAUCCGCGCGAUCAGCACUUGCGUGACUUGA
Messenger RNA from Talaromyces stipitatus ATCC 10500, 2316 nucleotides. RefSeq lists its product as uncharacterized. Bases 1 to 2316 code for a protein of 771 amino acids. The transcript is spliced from 3 exons. Gene Ontology annotation, biological process: regulation of chromosome condensation. NCBI's taxonomy places the organism in Eukaryota, Fungi, Ascomycota, Eurotiomycetes, Eurotiales, Trichocomaceae. The record is from RefSeq and is a predicted model, not a curated record.